Messenger RNA from Ambispora gerdemannii, 2637 nucleotides. The record is from the annotation of a GenBank genome assembly. NCBI's taxonomy places the organism in Eukaryota, Fungi, Glomeromycota, Glomeromycetes, Archaeosporales, Ambisporaceae.
AUGGUUCGGGAAGAAAAAUUACAAAACAAAGAACAACUAAUCCAAGACCUCCAAACCAAAAUUACUGAAACUCAGCAAGAACUAACCCAAACCAAAAAACAAGAAGCCGACAAAACCAAAAAAAUUGAAAGAUUAGAAACUAAAUUAAAACUUUUAGAGGAAACUAAAACCAAAUUAGAAAAAGAACUAGCCGAAACUAAACAACUUCACCACAACCAAUUAGCCGAAAUAGUUAAAACUAUCUUUCCCAGUAGUGUUAAUCUUACUGAUAUUAGUUUUACUGAUUUGAAAAACCAAGCAGAAAAAGUUGUUAAAGAAAAAGUCAACUAUGAGAAAGAAACUAAGGAAUUAAAAACCACUCUCACCCAAGAACAGGCCAAAACCCAACUCUUAACCCAAAAAACCCAGGAACUGCAAACCGAGCUAACUCAGCAAAAAGCCACUAAUCAGCAAACUAGCACUAACUUACAAAACCAACUAAAAGUUAAAGAAAAAGAAUUACAAGAAAUCCGAGAUAAAACCACGCUUUCUACCGCGGCUUUGCGGUCAGAAAUUACUUCUUUACAAGAACAAUUACAGCAAAGCCAGGAAAAGAACAAGCAGUUAAGCACUUACCAAGAACAAAUUAAGAAACUUACAGUAGCUUUGGCAAAAUCUCAGGAGCGAUUAAACCUGGCUCAAAACCAAAAAGAACAAUUAGCAAGAAAUUUAAAGGAAAUCACCAAAACUAAUCAAGGACUUCAAACCAAAGUUAUUAAUUUAGAAGUUCAAAUAAAAUCUAAGGAAGAACUAAUCCAAGAAAUAACCAAAAAAAACCAAGCAUUAGCCAACGCUUUAUCUAAGCAGGAAAUUUCCCUAGAAAACAGGCAAAAAAUAAUUGCUGAAUUAACUAACCAAUUAGAUUAUAAUAAAGAGUUAGUAAACACAGCCCAACUAGAAAAGGAAAGGUUAACUAAUUCUUUUCAGCAAUUAGAAGAAAAAUUAAGCCAAUUCCAGCAAAAAAGAAGUGAACAGGAAAAAGAAAUUAACCAAUUAAAACAAAAACCUUUAACUAAGUAUUAUCAAGAAGUGAGGAAAAGAGAGAAUAUUACGACAGAACCUGAGCUUACUCCUAGUGGGCAAUUCUCGCUUAAUCAGGAAAAGAUAAUUCUAGCUCUUUUAGCUCUACAAACUGGAAAAGUUAUUUCUCAGGUGAUGAUGCUUAAACCAAGAAAACAAACCAAAAAGAAGCCCCCAGAAGUCGCCCAAGAAAUAAUAAAAAUAACUAAUUGCUCUAAUUUAGACUAUAAUAUUACCGAGCAGGGUUAUAUUAAUUUUCGUUUCCCUGCUACUUAUUAUCAACAAUUUCUUACUAAAACGUUAGCCAAAGAAGGUCAGAAUCUCCGCAGCAAAAGAAAAAGUAUUCGGAUAAAUAUUGAAUAUGUUUCGGCUAAUCCCACCGGUUAUCUCCAUUUAGCCCAUUUUCGUCAUGCGGUUAUUGGUAAUGCUCUAGCUAAUGUUUACCAAUUUUGCGGCUACAAAAUAACUCGCGAAUAUUAUAUUAACGACCGGGGCGGGCAAAUUACUUCUUUAAUUAAUUCAGUUUAUUUUUAUUAUCACCAAUUACAAAAUAUUUCUCUGGCUAAUUCCGCUAAAAUAGAGUAUGCUGGCCAAGCCAGUCAAGAAGUCGCCCAAAAAUUAAUAGAAAAAUGGGGUAAUAAAUAUAUCUGCCAAGAACUAAAUGAGGAAGAAAUUAAUUUUGAUAUUUGGUUUUCCGAAACCAGUUUAUACGAAAAAGGCAAGCAUGAGAAAUUACUCACGGAAUUAAAAGCCAAGAAUCUAAUUUAUUCUCAAGCAGGUGCUACUUUCUUCCGCACUAGUUUAGGAGGAGACGAUAAAGAUCGUGUAAUUAUUAAGCAAGACAGUGAUUAUACUUAUUUUUUUUCGGACAUUCUUUACCACUUGGAUAAGUUAAAAAGAGCCGAUAAGUUAAUUAAUAUUUGGGGUGCUGACCAUCAUGGAUUUAUUGCCCGCUUAAAAAGUGCUUGUCAAUUACUAAGUUAUAAACCAGAAGAUAUUCAAAUAAUUUUAGUACAAAUAGUUAAUUUACUUACCAAAGAAGGUCGCACGGCAAGAUUUUCCAAAAGAGCUGGUAAUACUAUUGAAUUAGCCGCAGCCUUGAAAUACGUGGAUAUGGACCAAUUAAAGUUUUUUUUAUGCGAAAAAGAACCAAGCCAGCCUAUUUCUAUUAAUAUUAAAGUGCUGAAAGAAAACCAAGAAAAAACCUGUCUUUAUUAUAUCCAAUACGCUCAUGCUCGCUGCCACCAAAUAUUUCACAAAGCCCAAGAGAAAAAUACAGCCCAUAUUAGUUCUAAUAUUAAUUUAUUAUCAGGAGCCAAAGGAAGAAAAAUACUUAAUUUAUUAAUUCGUUUUUCUUUGGUCUUAGAAAACAUUAUUGAGGAGAACAAACCCCACCCUUUAAUCCAUUAUUUAUACGAUUUAGCCCACGCCUGGCAAGUCUAUUAUCAAAAUAAUACCAUUUUAGAGCCCGCUAACCCUGAAUUAACUGCCCAAAAACUUUUAUUAGUCAAAAAUAUUCAAAUAAUUUUAAAACUAGGUUUGGGAUUAAUGGGAAUAGCCGCACCCAAUCGCAUGUAA